Messenger RNA from Porites evermanni, 1720 nucleotides. NCBI's taxonomy places the organism in Eukaryota, Metazoa, Cnidaria, Anthozoa, Scleractinia, Poritidae. The record is from the annotation of a GenBank genome assembly.
AUGCUUACGACAACUCAACAACACCAAUUCUACAGACCGCUUGACAACGAUAUUACCUAUGACAUCAAAGAACGGGUACAGGUCAAAGUUAAACGCAUGCUUCGUGACAAAAUCCUUGACGACAACACUAAACGUUUCUUGAUACAGUCUAACUCCAAACACGGACGUUUCUACAUUUUACCCAAAAUACAUAACCCUGGCCGCCCCAUUGUUUCCAUCAACAGCAAUCCUUCUGAACGCAUUUCACAAUUUGUAGACCACCAUCUCAAAAUACAUUCGACACAUAAAAGGUACUUUGUUAACAAACUGAAACAUCUUAGGCAGCUACCCGAAAACGCUUUUCUUGUCACGCUAGACGUGUCAUCUCUUUGCACUAACAUUACUCAUAACGAGGGCAUACGAGGUAGGAAGUUUUCAUGCAUUGUUAUAUUUUUUUUAAUGCCCCAAAUAACCAUCGAUAAAUUUUCCAUACAAACUCUUAUAAUAUUUCUGUUACGCAACUCACUCAUGAGCUUGGGGUACCUGUGAAUACACGCGACCGCAACGCUUCAUCCAUCAGUACUGAAACACUUUGUGACCUCAUACGCAUGAUUCUCACUAUGAACAACUUCUCUUUCAGUGACAAACAUUACUUACAGACACAUGGUACCGCUAUGGGGACAAGGAUGGCUCCUUCAUACGCCAACCUUUUUCUCGCCAAAUUCGAGACGUACGCCUUAUCACGUGCCUCUUUCCAACCCUUCAUAUGGUGGCGUUACAUAGACAACACCUUCGUGAUAUGGACACGAUCAGCACAGGAUCUUAACACAGUCACUUCCUUUCUCAAUGACAUUCACCCCACAUAAAGUUCACAUGCGACUAUUCCUUCACAUCCAUCCCCUUUCUCGAUGUCAACGUCUCACUUCACAAUGGCAAAAUCGUUACUGACUUUUUCACCAAACCUACAGACAAAGACCAAUGCUUACUGCAUUCGUCAUGUCAUUCCAUACACAACAAACGUGCUAUUCCUUUCAGUCUACCUCUUAGACUCCGCCGCAUUUGUUCAACCAACGAGACCUUCACACUCACUUCCAAUGAACUUAUUGACUAUCUUUACAAACGUGGCUAUAAUCGCUAUUUCAUUCAACGGGAAAUACAACGAUUUAACAAUAUCACACGAACAGAAGCACUUACGCCCCAUGACACUUCCAUACUGGACAAACCAGAACGUGUUCCCUUCGUUAUCACCUACAACCCAGCCCUUCGUUCCAUCUCAUCCAGUAUUCGCAAACACUUUCACAUCCUUAUUUCAUCCCCUCGUUGCUAUAACGUCUUUAAAGCUGUACCCAUUGUAGAUUAUAGACGUAGUAGUAACCUCAGAGAUUUUCUAGUUAGGGCCAAACUUCGCAAUCUCACACAACACAACCAGCCCCGGGGCUCAUACCCGUGCGGAAAAAACUGUCUCACUGGUAAAUACAUAUCUGACGGACAAACUUCAUACAUUCUACUCUACAGGCGAAACCAGACCUAUAACUCAUCACAUUUAAUAAACAAGUAUUUUUCAGGAUAUGUGGAAAUGAAAUUCCGACCCGCAAUCAGCCUGGCCUACAACAAGUCGAAAAGCUCCCUGAUUGCUUAUGAACUUUUAAACUCUAAGGAGCUCUUCACUUUUCAGACUGUUAAUGUGAAUCAGGUCGAGAUUAUGGCUAAGAAGGUCUUGUGGUCCUUUUGCUCUAAAUGU